Molecule: messenger RNA, 453 nt
Organism: Aaosphaeria arxii CBS 175.79
Lineage: Eukaryota; Fungi; Ascomycota; Dothideomycetes; Pleosporales
Exons: 3
Coding region: 1-453 (150 amino acids)
Source: RefSeq, a predicted model, not a curated record
AUGCUAUGGCCUGGUAACACGCCUCAAACGACGAACUCUCCUAGAAGAAGAAUCCGCGUCAGCUUGAUCGCGCACCACUCGGCGCAGUUACGGUUUUGCUCUGACUUCAUCCUCCUCGGCACAUACGGCACGAGAGGUAUGGCCAUCUACGAAUCCAUCUCCUCCAUCAUCGAAAUCCAGCUAGGGAAGUCUACCGGUGACUUCAAAGACGUGCCGAAGGGGUGGCCAGAGAACCAGUACUGCAACACAGCACCAUACCGAAGACGUCUUGGGGGCGAGGUCCAGGAUGCCGGGAGGUGGCCUCGUGGGCUUUCAGGGUGCUGGGCCAGCUUCUGGGGAGACGGGGCUGGGAUAUCCGAGACUAAGACUACUAAACCUUUACCAUACAUGGCGAACGGUGGAACGGAGAAUGGCCCAAAGAGCGUAAGUGACCAUAGCGAUCGCGAAUGUUGA